ACUUUCAACCUAUCUAAUAGAACGUUGUUAAAUAAUAACGUGUGGUUUAGCUAAUUUUUCACGCCGUUGCGAUUAGCAUGCUGCAAUCACGCCUAAUUUUAAUUAACAUCUCUAAAUAUAGCCUAAUCACACCAACAUUGUUCACAAAAACAUAACACAAAUUUAAUUAAUCAAUCUCUUUCUCUCAUUUCAAUUUCUCAUUCAUUCAUCACAGAGAAAAUUUUGAUUAAUUUUUCACAUUAUUACCAUGAAAUCAUUGUUCAACCGUAACCCAUCGUCAUCAGCAACGCCAUCACGAUCAACAUCACUCUCCGUGCAUUCACGCGCUCGUCUCGCGGGUGAACUCGAACAAGUAUUCAAGAAAUUCGACGUCAAUGGCGAUGGCAAGAUCUCUGCCUCCGAGCUCGGAUCCAUCAUGGGAAGCCUAGGUCAGCCAUCAACCGACGAAGAACUCAACAACAUGAUCCGCGAGGUUGACGGCGACGGCGACGGUUGCAUUAGUUUACAAGAAUUCAUUGAAUUGAACACCAAAGGCGUUGAUUCCGAUGAGAUCUUGGAGAAUUUGAAGGACGCGUUUGCUGUUUUUGAUAUGGAUGGGAACGGUUCGAUUACGGCGGAGGAGCUUAAUACGGUAAUGAGAAGCCUUGGGGAAGAAUGCUCGUUGGCGGAGUGCCGGAGAAUGAUCGGCGGCGUUGAUAGCGACGGUGAUGGAACGAUUGAUUUUGAAGAGUUUAGGAUGAUGAUGAUGAUGGGUUCUCGUCAUGAUACGACGGAUAGGGUCAAACCGGAACCUAUGCCUACGGAAUGAAUCAAUUAGUUAUUAUCGGAAAAUCUCUUCUCUUUUUCUUUUUUAUAUAUGCUUUUCUUCUUCGUUGCUAUAAACUUGAUCAUAUGAAAAACUUGCUAAAGUUUCGUGACAGGAUUAUUUUAUCUAAUUUAAAUACUUAUAGUAGAUUCCAUCAUGAAUA
Molecule: messenger RNA, 968 nt
Organism: Lathyrus oleraceus (garden pea)
Lineage: Eukaryota; Viridiplantae; Streptophyta; Magnoliopsida; Fabales; Fabaceae
Product: probable calcium-binding protein CML25
Exons: 1
Coding region: 248-808 (186 amino acids)
Molecular function (GO): calcium ion binding
Source: RefSeq, a predicted model, not a curated record